AUCCCGUCGUCUGCAUUAAAGAGCAAGUGACAGCUCGAGCUAUAUUGUUGACAUUCGUAUGAAAAUUACUCUGCCGCGUCGUACUUAAAAAAAGAAAGUAAUUUUUUAAAGAAUCAAGAUUAAAGUACAAGUGAACGAUUUAUUUAACGUAAACCAUUUGAUCAAACAAUUUUGACGAUUCGUGUAUGCUAAGAAAAGCUACAGAUUAAACGAUAAUCGGUAUUCGAGGAAGUAUAAUUAUAAUAGAGUUGAUAGAUUUUGAAUGCUUGGCGAUCGUGCUCAAGCGUUAUCUAUAAAUCGUUCGAUUGUUGCGUAUCGAUUAGUAUCGUUUAGUGGUUCUAACGAUGACUGCUUAUUGGAAAACUCUGUUCAACCACCGUCGUAAAUGUUGUUCUCGUCAGUAGUGUAUUCUCAACCGUGGACGAUAAAGUGCGUGUGUAAAAGUAAAUCAAUCCGUAUGGUAUUACGCGCAGUACUCACGGCGUCAUUUUCUAAUAAAAAAUAAAAGUUUCUAAAUUAACAUUUGAUUCUUAUAACGAUCUCAGUACGUCGUUGAAAAUUAACGUGAAAACGCUGUCAUUUUACGAAACAGUGAGAUUUGACAAUUGUGAUGAAUUGAAGUCGUUCGUGAGGGCUGGUUUAAGUCUUGUCAAGUGUAUGGAAGAAUCAUUUAUUGUUUCGUGAGUGCGACAACGACAGCAUCGACGGUGAUCGAUUAGGAUUAGUGAAAUCGUGAGUGAAGUGGUCAAACGGACAAAAAGGAAAGAAGUUUCGGCAUGACCUGUGGCGGUGACAAGAUCUCGUUGGAAAUAUCGGGCGGGGAGGAGGAGGUAUGGAAGCUGAAGCUGGUCGGCAGUCUCACCAUCAGGGGCUGCAGCUUACCCUGCCAUCCCCGGGAAUCCCCGGACUGGACGUCGUGAGAGCUUUGCAUCAGACUGUGAUAUCAUUGCGUUCCGCGCUGGAUUCCUCGCGGGAAGAGCUUCGCCGUCUUAAGGAGAGCGUCGGUGAUUUUUCUGGUGAAAGCUACGUUGACGUCGUUGAGAGACUCGCUCUCGAGAAUCACGUCCUUAGGCGAAAGAUCCUAAGCAGGAACAGUGAGUUUUCUACUGAUGCUGCCACAAGCCCGCCAGCCCAAUCUCGUCUUUUUCCACUUGCAGUAGAGGAUACUAAAGAUCUGUCCGAGCAGGCAAGCGUAUUCAUGGAUGCGUCCAGGGACAAAGUCAUCGCGGAAGAGGUGCCAGAAGCAUCUAAGUCGAUCAUCGGAGUACGGACUACCAGCAACAAUAACAACAAUAACAAGGGCGACGAUUUGCAGUUUCAAACAGUCGAGAAGACAACCAGAAGCGUAGAAGGAUCAUUAUCCAUCGAUCAGAAGUGCGCUAUGUCGAAGGAUCCUGCUCUUAAAACUUUAACGCUAGCAGCUGGGGACAGCUUGGCUGAAGCUGCAGACAGCAGUGUCCUCAACGAGUUGGCAUCUACUUCGGCUAACAGAUUGUCUAAGGACCUCGAAGAGGAGGAUGGGAACGAAGCGCGAGGAGACCAUUUGGAGGUGCCGGAUAAAGAUAUGGAGGACCUGAGUUUGAAGUCUGUUUCCGAUGGCGACAAUUCGGUGUUCAGUGACAACCCUGACACGCAGGUACAGUCACAACAACGUCAGUCCACCGAUCAGCCGAAACCGAACGAUCAGUCAGAGAACGAGUCCGAAGAGCUGGAUGAUAUCGAGUUGAUAUUCACUACGGAUGAUACUUGUCGCGACCUUGGCUUGCAAGAAGACCUGGUAUCGAUAACGGAGGCCGAAUCUUGGCAACAACCUGUAACCACCGGUCAACCGGUGAUGCUGAAAUACACGAAAUCGACCGAGGGCGAGUCUCUGGUUUGCAAUGGCGAGAAAACUAGCUCGGUGGAGGAGGCCGUCUCGUCGCAGAGCUCGAGCAUCGAUCGCGAGGAAAGCGUUGAUAGAUUCGAUGAGAGUUCUAGCUCUAGGUUGAACAAAAUGUGGUCACAAUGUUCGGUACUGGUCGAAACUGAUAUCAGCAAGUGUGGAGUCGUUGAAGAGCCGGAACAUGCUACCAGACACGCUGUCAGGAGAAACACUUUGGCCGCGCCACCCACCGCCUACAGACCGAUUAUCCACCGAGAGGCUCUAGCUGGUGGUCGUCGAAAGAGUGCAGCUCCAUUGAGGCCGGUGAUGGACAGAAUUAGCGGAGCAAGACGAGAAUCCGGUGCUCAGACAGACAUUUCCGCACUUCCGGCCCACUGGAGGUCCGAGAGUUAUCUUGCGCACAAAGUGGCUCAUACGUUCACUACGUUACCAAGUAAAUUUGCUCUGCCGACUGGUGUCCCAGGGAGACUCAGACUGUCUGAUAAGACACGGGAAGCUAGGAGAGUGAUGCUGUCGGAUAUCAGUUUCACCAGCAUGGUGCCAGAAUUGUCCAGAAGUGCCGAUCAUCUUUGCCACGAUCCACACGCACAGACUUGUUUCAGUUCACGUGGCUGCGGUCUUCGAACACCGGACGUUCAUCGACGCGAGUCCCUAGGAUCCCCAGCUGGAUUGUGGCCUCGUUGCAAUCCUGGCACAGGACUGCCGAGUCCAUGCGACUGUCGUCUUUCCACGGACUUCUAUUCGUCGAGGUAUCGGGGCUCUUUGACAUCGAUUCCAUCACCGGGAUUGGAGGUUGUCGGUGGUCCAUCACGGAGGCACUCAUGGAGAGCAACUGCGGCAUCCUUUGAUACCUGGAGAGUGCCGGUAGCUACUUCUACGCCGAGACCAACUUGGUCCUCCAUGCCUUCUUCGCCUACGCACGUGCAUCCUCCAGCGACCACUUCGAAGACUUCUAAAAACCUUCCCAAGAGAACGCGAUCGAAGGUUACUUUCCAAGAAUGUCCAAUGACGCGUGGAAGCUUGCCGAAUUUACGAUCGGAUUUGGCUACCGGUGAAAACAGCGGCGAUUCGACCGAGUCGUUGAUCGACGAGGCUGAGGAUUAUUUGCGACGAAGCAUCGACUCGAUGUUGACGAUCUCCAGUAGCGGCGUCAGUUCGGAUUAUUGGAAUAAACAGGCGGCCAGACGGAGACGCACCCGACGCUACUCCGAGCCUGAUCUCAUUCGCGACUGGCAUCCACCGCAGGAUGCUAGACCGUACCUGCCAAAGAUACCAAGAGAUCUCAAGCCGGAUCAUCUCGUGAAGGUUAUAUCGCCGGAAGGCAAAGUUCUGCAAGGUCGAGUCAGAUACGUAGGACCUGUACCUGGUCGCGAGGAGACCCAUGUAGGCGUGGAGUUGCCACAUUUGAACGGUUCUUCCGAUGGCACUUUUCAUGGUAGAAGAUUCUUCGAUUGUGAUCCCGAUCGCGCGAUUUUCGUGCCGUUCAAGAAGGUAAUCCUGGCCUGGUGCACCACUUGACCCGAACCACCGAGAAACAUAACGACUCCUCGAAUUCUACUGUCUCAGUACACCAUGUGAAUCGAAACGGUGACACGUAUGUAUGCGACCUCCCGGCAGAUUUCAACGGGUACGUGACAUUUCUUUAUCACCGUAACGAGCUACGAAACACUACUUAACACCGCGGAGAGUAGACUCUUCUGCAGAAACAGACGUUUCUAAAACUCCCGCAACGGGGUAUAUUUAUUACGAUUUCCGAACGAAAAUAUCGUUUAAUCAUUUUUAAUUACACCCGAUAGUUUAUCUUCUUUCACGUGUUCUAAACUUUUAUGAUUAAGUUCACCGAUCGUAUCGCGGACGAUCGAACAACGUUCACUUUGAAGCAGUGCUCGUUCGUAAAUUCUAAUUAACGAAAAAUUGCAAGAGAAUCGAUGCGAAUGAUUAAAUGUCAGACAUGCGUUCUUGUGUCGUAGAACGUAUCUGUAGUUAUCGAUCUUUGCAAACGAUGUCCACCUGGUAACGAGUAUUCAGUAUUAUUAUCGCUCGAGUUCGAGCCACGAUUUCAUGUCACUCGAAUAAUUGCACAAAAUCAUACCGAUGGAUCUCUGAUGGAUAACCGAAUCUCACGAUCGACUGAAUGCGAAUUUGAUGAACGUAAAAACGAGGAGAUCGCCGCUGUCUCUUGUCAUCGCGAUCGCAAUGAAGGAUUCGCUAUUGUCAAUUAAUUCGCACCCUUUCCUUCCGAACAAACAACGUUGACGUCUGUUUUGCAGUGUAUGUGAUACAUUAUUAGGAGAAAACUGCUCUGUAUACGAGGCUAUUUUUGUAUCGUUCUCGAGACUGUGAGGUUUACUCGAGCAAAGAAGAAAACACGUUGGAAGCGUUCUUUUAAUUGUAACAGUAGGAAGAGGGUGUUUUACUGCUCGACGAUGCUGAAGAUAUAUUUUUUUAGAUUUUGACGUAGACAGAUUUCAGUAAUAUUCGAAAAAAGAAUCUUUUGGAUGAGAUGAAACGCUUUUUUGAUAGAUAUUUUAUGUUUGACACUUGUCUGAUAUUUGAAAUAUGAUCACAAUAUUCAGGUUAGCAAAGUUGUCUUAAACUUUACCACUUAUCAAUUUUUGUACUGAAAGUUUUUGAAGUCCCUCGCAAAAUUUGCGUCCCCAAAAUCGUACACUCUCAUUGUAAAAGAAAAUGUACGAUACUUUUAUUUCUAUAAAUACUCGAAAUGAUAUUUUUUCAGAAAGGAAGUAGAAAGCUAAUUACUCGAGAUAGAAACUCUAUUAAAGUUCCUUCUACCAAAUCUAAUUACGAACGACAAUAUCAGUUAAAGAUGUUCAAUCAACAUCAUCGCGUCGUGUCUUCAAGUUCAGUUUAAGUACUAGUUCAACAAAGUUCGCCACGAAAUGACAUUAUAUGGUAUCAACCUCCGAUUCGCUUUAUAGAACAGAAUCGUCUCGUUGUCUAUAGCAUCCGUUACAAGCAAAUCCUGUCACGUGAACGUGUUACUGAAAGCGACAAUAUCGAUUCCUCGUUGCGACUCGAGCUGCAAAAUGUCAACCCGUGAUAAAGCUUCGUCGGUGAUAAUCAACGAUCUCGAAGUGAAAAGCAUACCCCAAUUCGAAUGGUUACGAUUCUAAAAUACGAUAAAACUUUAUUUAUCUGAAUUUUAUUUCGUUCGUAUCGACCCUCAUUGUGUACGAUGAGCAGCCAAAUGCAUUGUAAAUUCGGUCAAAGUUUAUGUCUCUGAUUUAAAAGACCACCAUCAUAUAAUCAGGCGCUCCUAAAUAUAUGGAAGAGAAUGUAGAAAUGAAGCCAGGAAAUCAACAUGGCGUCUGAAGUAGGGAGUAUACUACGCAUGCUACACGACAGCCAUAUUCACACAUUUCUUUCUACUGAAUUUCUAUUUACGAGUCUUAGUCUUAAAAUGUUUUAUAAAUGAAGACAAAUACUUGUAUAAAGUUGAUUAAUCUGUAACAAAGAUUAUAAUAACUUUAAUAGCAGAACUAUUAAAUUUUAUGAAACUUGAAUAAUCUUAUCUUGAAAAUUCUGUUGCUCUGUUUGUAUUCAACUGACAUAGUCUUGUUUUUAAUGUCACGUGAUAUUUAAUGAACUAAUCCAGUAUAUCAUCAACAUGCAUCAUACAAGGGAGUAUAAAUCUACAUGUACACAUCUAGUGUUUUAUUUACUGUUUCGGCUUAUUAACUAUACAUAUAAGUAUUUGUACUCAGUGUUUACUGUAGGAAUUAAAAUGACAAGAAUGGUUUUGCACCGUUUUGAUAUGGUUUUGUGCAAAAGAAAACUCUUUUUAUUAUUUAACAAGGAAAAAACCUUAACACAAACAUUAACAAACCAAAACUUAACUUUAACACUAUUUAGCAAAAACACAGAACUUUUAAAAUAAAACGACUUUUACAACCUUUCAAUAAACACCGAACUUUCACGACUUUUUCGACUUUUCCGCCUAUUUUUCUAAUGCGUCUUCUUUAGGACAAGGUUUCUAAUAAACAACGCUCCUUUCUUUUAAAAA
This is a messenger RNA of Megachile rotundata (alfalfa leafcutting bee), 5906 nucleotides long. RefSeq lists its product as uncharacterized. The record is from RefSeq and is a predicted model, not a curated record. Lineage: Eukaryota; Metazoa; Arthropoda; Insecta; Hymenoptera; Megachilidae.